AUGCUUAAUAUUAAAAAACAUUUAUAUGCGGAAAAUAAUUUAACAGCAAUAAAUCUUUUAUUAAUUAAACAAACAACAAUUGAAGAAGAAUUAUUAAAACGUCAACAACAAGUUGAUGAAUUAUGUAUACAAGUAGAAAAAUUAAAACAAUUAGAACCUGAAAAAUUUGAAGAAAUUAAUACAAAACAAAAUAUUUAUCAAUAUUAUUAUGAUUUAAGUAAAACUGAAGCAUGGUUAGGUGAACAAGAAUUAUAUAUGAUGAGUGAAGAACAUAGUAAAAAUGAAUUAUCAACACAAAUAUUUAUACGUAAACGUCAAACAAUGAAACAAACAAUUGAAAAUUAUAAUGAUAUUUUAUGUAAAUUAAGUAAUAAAGUAAAAAAUUUAAUAAUAGAUUUAGAACAAUCAAAUUUAUCGUGUGAUUUAAUUAAUGAACAUCAUGAUUUAAUUAAUAAACGACAAACACAAUUAAAUAAAUUAUAUACUAAUGAAACAUUAAAACUUUAUCGUUUACAUAGAGAAAUUGAUGAUCUUGAACAAUCGAUAUCAGAUAGAGAAUUAAUAGCUGGUUCAUAUGAACUUGGACAAGAUUUUGAAUAUAUAUCUAUAUUACUUGAUCGUUUUCCUGCAUUUGCACAAGAAACAGAACAAAUUGGUAAUGGAUGUUUACAACAUCCUAAUGAAAUGAUUCAUCUUUUAAUUGUUAAUAGACAUGUUGAUUCAUCACAUAGAGCUGAAUUAAAAGUUACAUUAAAUGAAUCUUAUCAAGAUUUAUUAGAAAUGAUUGAAACACAUUUACAAUCAUUAAAAGCAUCAUGGGAAUUACAUAAAUUUUUACAUGAUCAUAAAGAAAUUUUAUUAAUUAUGCAAGAACGUAAAAAUUCUAUACCAGAUGAAAUUGGUCAUGAUCAACAAAGUGUACAACAAUUAUUAUCACAAUAUAUACAACGUAUACAACAAGAAUCAAAAUGUUUAAAUGGAUGUUAUGCUGGUGAAAAAGAAACAGAAAUAAAACAAAAAGAAAUGGAUGUUUUAACAUCAUGGAAAUUAUUACAACAAUUUGUUGAUCAACAAAAACAUUUAUUAAAUGAUUACGAAGAUCUACAUAGAUUUUUUAAUUUAACGAGAGAUUUACAUAUGUGA
Messenger RNA from Rotaria sordida, 1143 nucleotides. NCBI's taxonomy places the organism in Eukaryota, Metazoa, Rotifera, Eurotatoria, Philodinida, Philodinidae. The record is from the annotation of a GenBank genome assembly.